Striga hermonthica is the source of this 1125-nucleotide messenger RNA. The record is from the annotation of a GenBank genome assembly. NCBI's taxonomy places the organism in Eukaryota, Viridiplantae, Streptophyta, Magnoliopsida, Lamiales, Orobanchaceae.
AUGGCAAAUGACUGUCACUCAGCUGACGCCUACGUCGACGGCGGCGUCGCCACCGCCGGAGAAAGCUUCGCGGCAGUUCCAGGAGACAGCGGCGGCCGAGAGAGCAAGCAACCGAUCGACCGAGUCAAAGGACCGUGGUCGCGUGACGAGGACGAAAUGCUGAGCCGACUCGUGAGUAGCUUCGGUGCCCGCAAUUGGAGCCUCAUAGCGCGAGGAAUCCCCGGACGAUCUGGGAAAUCGUGCCGCCUCCGGUGGUGUAAUCAGCUUGAUCCCGCCGUUGAGCGCAAACCCUUUACUGAUGAAGAAGAACGCAUCAUACUUGAAGCUCACACCAUCCACGGCAAUAAGUGGGCGUCGAUAGCAAAGCUGUUACCCGGGAGAACAGACAAUGCCAUAAAAAACCAUUGGAACUCUUCAUUGAGGCGUAGGGGAAUGAACCCUAGGAAGCCCAAGUCAAAAAUCACUAAUCUUUCGGACGAAAAAAGCAUCGAAAAAUCAAAGGCAUCGUCCGAAGAAACACCGUCUUGUGGAGAUGCAAACUCUUUCAAAUCCAGUGAAGGAAAGGACAUCACCUCUUUCGAACGAGCAGACGUUAAUAAAAAUCAUCAAGCGAAAUCGACAGUUUUACGUCCGGUUGCUCGGGUCAGUGCCUUUACCGUUUAUAAUCAAAUGGAUACUAAUGUAGCAGAAAAUAAUAUAAGCCCAUCUCCUAACAUGGUUCCUUUAGAAACCCCAUUUGUCCAAAACUUGAGCCCGGAUAUGAAAAUUCGUAAAUUGCUCGAAGGAAGCUACAAUAAUGACCUAAUUGUCCCUUACCGAUGUGGCCAUGGCUGCUGUGAGAAUUGGCCGGAGGCCAGUUCGUUGCUCGGGCCUGAAUUUAUUGACUACACAGAGCCGCCGUUUUUCACGAGCCAUGAACUGGCUGCAUUAGCAGCAGACAUAAGCAAUGUUGCCUGGUCUAAAAGUGGAAUAGGAAGCAGCAGCAUUAAAGCAAUGAACAACAAUGAGGCCUGUGGGUUUUCAUGUGAUGGUGGAAAUCAGCAAACGGGACACUUGGAGGACAGUGGAGAGAAUGAUCACUCGUCCAGCUUUGAAAUCGGGAAAAGUGAGCUAACGAGCAACUAA